AUGGAGAAUAUUUCUAACGAUGGGGCCCGCAACCUGAAGUGCCGAAGCGCUUCAUUUGCAUAUUCCACAGUAGAAUACAACAUUGGGGAGAUUGUAGACUUUCCGGUGGCUGCCACCGGCAAUGGUGGCGGUGAGUGGCCGGGUUUCAAGAAAGGCGAGUCUUUUAAUUCGGGAGUUUCAAAGAGCUGGUGCUUUAGUGAUCCUGAGUUGAUGAGGAAGAAAAGGAUAGCUAGCUACAGAGUGUACACGGUCGAAGGCAAAGUGAAGGGGUCCAUCAAGAAGAGCUUCAGGUGGAUUAAAGAGAGGUAUGCAAAGAUUAUGCAUGGGGAAUAG
Striga hermonthica is the source of this 333-nucleotide messenger RNA. NCBI's taxonomy places the organism in Eukaryota, Viridiplantae, Streptophyta, Magnoliopsida, Lamiales, Orobanchaceae. The record is from the annotation of a GenBank genome assembly.